AGAGAUUAGAGGGAGUCGUCCUGGGAGAGUUGCGUCUCUCCUCGGAGUGGGGCGUGUGUCACCGGAAGUGCGUGCCAGCUGUGGUAUUCAGAGCCAGUUGCCGUUUCACGUUCGUCGUCGACUCUGCGAAGUACUUUGCGUUAAGAUGUCUUUAGCCAGAAGACUUAUCGGUGGCUUCCUGGAUAUUGUGAGCAACAUCGAUCCAGCUCAGUUUGUUCCCUCUGAACCUCCCCCACCACGCAGGCCGUUGGCGUACGCAGAGCACAAUGAGUCCGAAGAGGAUGCCAAGUUCCGCAGAGUCUUCAAGCAGCUCGCUGGAGAGGACAUGGAGGUGAGCCCCAAGGAACUGAUGGACAUCCUGAACAAGAUCAUCUCUAAACAUGCCGCCCUGAAGACAGAUGGCUUCAGCAUUGAGUCCUGCCGGAGCAUGGUGGCCGUCAUGGAUAGCGACAGCACCGGAAAACUUGGAUUCCAUGAGUUCAAAUACCUCUGGAACAACAUCAAGAAAUGGCAGGCAAUGUACCUGAACUUUGACCAGGAUGGCUCUGGGGUCAUCAGUGGAAAGGAGCUCCCUGGAGCUUUCACCGCCGCAGGGUUCCCCCUCAACGAUCAGUUGUGUCAGAUGAUAGUCCGCAGAUACAGUGAUGAAAGCGGAAACCUGGACUUUGAUAACUACAUUGGAUGCCUCGUCAGGCUGGAUGCCAUGUGUCGUGCCUUCAAAACCCUGGAUAAAGAUAACAAUGGGACCAUCAAGGUCAACGUUAAAGAGUGGCUCCAGUUGACCAUGUACUCUUGAAUGGGGAGAAUUUUGCAACGGCCUACGACGGGGAACAACUUUAUAUAUGCCGCGAUGCCGUAUAUAUUUGACCUUUGCAGCGAUUAACUGUUUAUGAACCAAUAUGUGUGCAGGUUUUAUUUUAAUGUGGAAAACAUAUAGAUAAAUAUCUUAGAAUAUUUUUUAUACACGUCGUACUGCUCUGGUUUUUGGGAGAAAAACUAUAGGUGUCAGCAAUCAUUUAAGAAAACCUAGAAUUCGCACCAACCUUGUCUAUUCAAAAAACAAAACCAAAAAGGGUGCCUUCAGUGUAAACCUGCACCCAUAAUGGUAUCAGAAACUGACAAAAUGAUUCCCCCCUCAAUCAUAUAGCAUGGAUAUCUGGUCUGCCAUGCAUGAUUGGGGCUUUAUUUUAUAGUUUAUUGCAUCGCACAGGCUUUUUUUUUUCAUAUAUUCCGAGGUGGUGUGUAUUUUUCUAGGGAAUAAAGAGGGUUAGCCAUACUAACACGUUUGCACUGACACAAGGAAGACCCCUACUGAUAUUGGAACACAAUAAAUGGCAACCAGAACGCUUUUGCAAAACCAAUGUAUUAUUUUUCAAAUUAUUCUUAUGAACUAAUAUUGGUGCUUAUCCCAUAGUAAAUACAAACAAUGACUGAGUAGUGAGCAACCAUUUAAGUCAAUACAAAUAUUUAGUUUUUUCUGUUAGCAAUGGUUUGGUUGGCAAAGUUGAUAUUGUACCAUCUGUGGAGCUUUUAUACUUUUUUGUUUGUUAUGGAUUUGGUGCAUGGCCACAGGAUUUGCCAUGUCUGUAGCUUGUUAGGGUUUGCAGUGUUUUUUGGAAUGCCUACACAAAGUUAUAACAGCACAACUUUAGAACUUAGGAUAUCACAACAAAUGACCAUGCCAAUGCAGCGGAGAGGAGGGAUGCCAUUUAAAAAUACACGGUCUUUGCCAAAUUCACUGAACUGUUACCAAAAUGUCUAAUACUAAUGUGUGCUAUAUUGGAAAUAAAACACAUUAUUACAUUA
Molecule: messenger RNA, 1806 nt
Organism: Gadus macrocephalus (Pacific cod)
Lineage: Eukaryota; Metazoa; Chordata; Actinopteri; Gadiformes; Gadidae
Gene: capns1a
Product: calpain, small subunit 1 a
Exons: 11
Coding region: 146-796 (216 amino acids)
Molecular function (GO): calcium ion binding
Source: RefSeq, a predicted model, not a curated record